AGGAUCUUGCCAUGAAAGGCAAUCGUAGGUCCUACUGUGUGUGAGGAAGAGAAGAUGCUCGUGUGAACAGCAUCUUGAAACUGAUGUCAAGCAACAAGAAGAGACGGGUCGAAAAUAAAUUCAUAGCUUUUUUUUUCCAGAAAUAGGCAACAUAAACGCGGGUUCGGCAAAGAAAACGGAAAAUGUGUCGGCUCUAUUUCUAAUGUCGUUCGAUUACUUUUCUACACCCCCACCCGACGAAUGCUCUGGUUUAGCUGGCUUCCGCCCUUUGGCCCUCCUCUGCUGCGCUUCAUUCCAUGCCUCCGUCUCUCGCGUCUCAUGUCGAAGCCAAAGGGAUUUUUCGGAAAACUCAUCAAGCCCUUUGUUAGCAGACAUAAUCGAGAGUUGCGGAAAGAGGAGGAAGAUCUCGAGGCAAUUGCUGCCAAGGAGACCAAAGUCUUCAGCUACGAAGCCCUAGUGACCGCCACCCGCAAUUUCAGCUCCAAGCACAAGCUUGGCGAGGGGGGUUUUGGCCCCGUCUACAAGGGGCAGUUGGAGGAUGGGAGGCUGGUAGCGGUGAAAAGUCUGGGACGCUGGUCGCUGCAGGGUGGGAAUGAGUUCAUAAACGAGGCUGUGUUGCUUUCGCGGGUUCAGCACAAAAACGUAGUCACCCUCUACGGAUACUGCACCCACGCUGAAGACAAGCUUCUCGUGUACGAGUACGUUCACAAUGAAAGCCUCGACAAGAUCCUUUUCUCUCGGGAGGACAAAGAGGCAGCAAUGAUGUUAGACUGGAAAAAGCGUUAUGAUGUGAUGAUUGGGGUAGCUCGAGGAAUGCAGUACCUGCAUGAGGAUGCACACACGCCUAUCAUCCAUAGAGACAUCAAAGCUAGCAACAUCCUUCUUGAUGAGAGGUGGUGCCCAAAAAUUGCAGACUUUGGUAUGGCUAGGCUCUUCCCAGAGAACCUCAGCCAUGUUAGCACUCGAGUCGCUGGCACUAACGGUUACAUGGCUCCGGAGUAUGCCAUGCAUGGCUACCUAUCCACCAAAGCUGACAUUUUUAGCUUUGGUGUCCUCAUCAUUGAACUCAUUACUGGCCAAAAGAACUCGGCAUUUGCUGCUCGGUCUGAUGCUUCCACGCUCCUUGAAUGGGCAUGGAGGCUUCACAAAAAGAAACAGACCAUGGAGAUGCUUGAUCCUGCUCUGAGAUCCACUGCUGAUGCUGAACAGGUGAUUCUAUGUGCGCAUGUUGGUCUCCUCUGCACACAGGCCGACCCCAAAGUAAGGCCAGAAAUGCGUCGGGUUGUAGUAAUCCUUUCAAAGAAGCCAAGUGCCCUUGAGGAGCCAAUCAGACCUGGAGUUCCUGGCUCCAGAUACCGAAUAAGAGCUCUUGGUUCGACCGGCAAAACUUCGACCUCAAGCUCGGGUGCUUCCACCUCUGCAUCUAACAUUGCCUCCUCUUCCAAUGGUAAUAAUAAUGCGGCAACUGCCUCUUUGCCUGCUACCUCUAACAUCUCCACUACUACUACUAACGUUUCGAGCGCAACCGCAAUACACAGAUCUAAGCCCCUCCCUUACAAGCACUAUCAUACAACUUGAUUGUAGAAAUAUUGGUUUCUGAUUGCUUCCUCAGCUUUGUACACCUUUGUCCUUUUUGGAACCGUUUUCAUUGAAUAUUUUGUAUAUAUUUUUUUUCUUUGCUUUUGAUGUAGUCAAUACUAGGCAUUGAGAAACUUCGCAUGUACAAUAACUGAUAAAGUGGAUCCAAAUCUAUUUGUUGUAAAGCUUAAUUAGAUUUGUGAACA
Messenger RNA from Dendrobium catenatum, 1784 nucleotides. Its product is annotated as putative serine/threonine-protein kinase. Gene Ontology annotation, molecular function: ATP binding; protein kinase activity. Bases 241 to 1578 code for a protein of 445 amino acids. Gene Ontology annotation, biological process: protein phosphorylation. The record is from RefSeq and is a predicted model, not a curated record. NCBI's taxonomy places the organism in Eukaryota, Viridiplantae, Streptophyta, Magnoliopsida, Asparagales, Orchidaceae. The transcript is spliced from 5 exons.